This is a messenger RNA of Orbilia oligospora ATCC 24927, 1422 nucleotides long. RefSeq lists its product as uncharacterized. The transcript is spliced from 3 exons. The coding region runs from base 1 to 1422 and encodes 473 amino acids. The record is from RefSeq and is a predicted model, not a curated record. Lineage: Eukaryota; Fungi; Ascomycota; Orbiliomycetes; Orbiliales; Orbiliaceae.
AUGACAACACUAGAAUCCCUUCCUGUCGACAUAAAAUUCAUAAUCCUAACUUCCCUCCCAACCGUUCGAAGUUUAAAAUCACUAUGCCGAGCAUCCUCAAAUUAUGAAACCGUAUUCGUAAAACACCAAUCGCUGGUUGAAUCCUCUGUAUAUCUUACCGAGGCUCUUACACGGUACUCUCGGGAAGCCCUGUGGCUUACCCAGUACUACCAGCAAUUGCAUACACAUGAGGACAAAUUAGCGCUGCCUUUGAAGGCUAUACUGGAAUAUAUCACAUACCCCGAGUCUCGCUCUCUCCUUGAGAACUUCAAAAGUCCAGAAUAUGCUGGUUGGCCCGUGUAUAGUUCCACCCCUUCACAGUUUACGGACUUCGCAAAGGUACUCUCCCAUGACUUCAACACGCCCAAAGUGUGUGAUAAUAUCAAAAUUCGGAAGGAGGAUGAAAAGGCCAUUAUAAAAUACCACAGAACAAUCGUCGGUAUCUUUCAAAGAUUCGUGAAAUACGAAUUGACAAGGAUAGCACCAGAUCCACCGGGUUCAUUGGAAAAAUAUAAAAUCAGGAAUGAAUCGGAUGGUUACUUUUUAGUAAGUGAAACGGAGGAGGAAAGGAUAAUUGAGGGUAUCUAUAGAUUCUUCGUGGGGCUUGAGAUCUCACAGAAUGUACCUUACGAGGCUGUCAUGUCCUCCAUAUCUGGGCUGUGGGGCUCUUGGAGUGUGAUGGCGGUUAGAGCUAUACGUGAGUUUUUACUUGCUCGGAUUGAAAAGGCUGGGGGGCACAAUGAAGAGAUGGAGAUAUGGGAUGAUGAUUUGGGGUAUUAUGAUGAUGGAGUGCCAGAGGAUCGCUUGUCUAUUCCGAACCUGGUCCUAAAUUUUGACUUUCCCGAUAAUAUUAUUUCAUGGAUUGACGGAAAAUACGACAAAAACCACUUAUCGCGGGUCCAACGGAUUUUAAAAACGACUGGACAAAGUCCGCUCGGUCCUGAUUCAUGGGAUACUAUCUUUGCAUUCUUCACCCAAUUCGAUCCGUGGUACAAUGAAAAUCCGGACCGAUAUACGAGAGAUGGGAAGAAGAUGUGGCUCAAGAGUCCGAAAACCGGUGAGAUCAACGGAACGGCUUGUCUGUGGGAUCACUGGAGGUUGAAAAUAAGGCGGGGGAAUCGAUCAGCUGGCGAUGUUGAUGAGGGUAACGUGGCGCCAGAGAAGAUUUUAAGAUACAAAAACCAGUCAAAGCGGUCAAGAGACACAAAGGAGAGGCAAGCGAAGAAUAGAGGAACAAAGAAUAGCAAUGCGAAAGGGAAAAUAAUACGAAGAAGAUCGCCCUCCGACUCUGGGCAGCGUGAAGUAUGGCCUAUUGAGCCUGAAUUGGAGGAGGAGGAGGAAGUUGAAGAAUAUUUGCAAGAAUUGCAAGAUUUUUCAGUUUAA